AGGUUUUCUGUCGAUCCGUUCGCGACCGAAGCAUACCUCCAGCAGUCGCGUGCUCUUUUCUGUGCUAGCAACUUCCGUUCCGACUAUGAAAAAGUGCGCGUUCGGAAUCUCGGAAACUUAAACCACAAAAAAUACAAACACUUUUCCCGAUUUUAAUCGGUUGGUUUAUUAAAAAUGAACCAUUGCUUACAUCCGAGGGCUGAAAGCAUCAUUCAAACGUCCGGGCGCGAAGACGUGUGUGUUGGGGAUCCUUCUCGUGUACGUGGCCAUAUAUUCGCCGGUUUCCCCUAUUUAUUCUUUCAGCCGAAUAUGGAAACCGCCAUUGAAUUACUUUUUUUCAUGGGGCUUAUUUAUUGGUUAUUUCCGAACUUUUUUACUGAAGGCAUAUCAAGAAUUAACAAAAUGGUUGAUAUUGUAACUAAUCGUAUGUUUGAUGUCUUCAACAAGUUUUCUCCCCGAGAAAGUCACCAAAAUGAUUCCUUGGCAACGAUGAGCAACUUGAAACGGUUUUCUUCCGAACAAAAAAAUAGAAGAAAGCUUACUAAAGAAGCUGAACAAAAGGCUAGGAAUAAUCAUAUAUUUGAAAUCAAGGAAAAUGCUCCUCCUGUUGUCGUUCCAAAAAGACGCCCAAUGAUGGGAUUGAGUUGUUAUGGGUGUACCCCAUCUAGCAGAGACUCACUCGUUAACCAGUCGGCGGAGAAUUUCGCAUUGAAAAACAUUCUUGAUUAUAACCCGAAAGCAUCAAGAUAUGGAUUUUUACAACGCACUUUUAAGCAUCUCGCCCAAAAUUAUGAACUGAAAAAAUUCGAUUAUCCUCAGUGCGCCGGGUUGGUUUUGGGCAAUGAACGUGUUAAGUAUGCUGUUGAAAAAACCGCCGUUCAACAGUAUAAAGAUUCAAAUAGUGACGAUUCUGAUUUUUACGCGCAGCUAGUUACAAACAAUGAGAAAAGAGCUAAGAGGAUUUUACAUGAUAUGAGAUCAACUUUAUCAGACUUUUUAUUAAGAUUUACGUCAUGGUUAUUAUGCAAACUUCUUCCAUGUUUUGUGUCAUCAAUCGUCGUCCAUCCUGGCCAUAUAGAAAUGUUACAAAAAGCGGGAAAAACGAAUUUGCCUUUAAUCUUUUUACCACUACACCGAUCCCAUUUGGAUUACAUUUUAAUGUCAUUUAUAUUAUUAAAUAAUAACGUUCGUUCACCACUUGUUGCAUCAGGAGAUAAUUUGCGGAUACCAUUUUUUGGGUCUCUUUUGAGAGGUUUAGGCGCGUUUUACAUUAAGCGUCGUAUCGAUCCUGUAAUGGGGCAAAAAGAUCACGUUUACAAAGCUGUCUUACACACAUACAUGAAUGAAUGUCUCAAGGCCGGUCAUAACAUUGAGUUCUUCUUGGAAGGCGGCCGCACAAGAACCGGAAAGCCAUGCAUGCCCAAAUAUGGAAUUCUUAGUGUAAUUGUUGAGGCUUUUAUCGAUGGGAUCAUUGAAGAUGCUCUUCUUGUUCCUGUUAGUGUUAAUUAUGAAAAACUGGUUGAUGGUAAUUUUGUUAGAGAACAACUUGGGCAACCUAAAGAAAUGGAAACGUUUGGAAAUGCUAUCAAGGGAAUUUGGCAUGUUUUAAAUAGUAAUUAUGGUAUGAUUCGGGUUGAUUUUAAUCAACCAUUUUCUCUCAGGGAAUUAAUUAAAACGUUUAACUCAAAUGGAAGAACAACCAAAGCUCCUGUUGCCAAAAUGUUGAAAUCAAAUCCUUCUACUACUAGUUUGUAUGGUACUGAUGUUGUUUCUGAUGAACAUAAAACUUUAGUGGAAAAUAUAUCGAAGCACGUAAUAUACGAUUGUGCUCAAUCGAUGGCUGUGAUGUCAACAAAUGCUGUAGCAUUCCUAUUAUUAAAUAGAUUUAGAAAUGGUGUUACUGUAGAUCAAUUAGUAGAUGCUGUAGAUGAGUUAAGAGUAGAUCUUGCUUUGGUUAGACGAGAUCUUGGUUUUAGAGGCGAUUCCUUAGAUGUAAUUAAUUAUGCUAUUGAACUACUUGGACCAGGUUUAAUAAGAAAAGAAAGACUAAAUAACGAAGAAAUAAUUAAGCCAGUAGCGAUGUUACCAAACGUAAUCGAACUGAUGUAUUACUCUAAUAGUUUAACAACAGUUUAUUCACUCGAAUCAGUGGUUGCAACCGCGUUAUAUUCACUGGACUUAUCAAGAGGUUCGGUGUAUAGAGAUGAUUUGGUUGAUGCUGCAAUUGAGCUGUGUGAUAUUUUGCAGUACGAAUUUUUAUUCUGUAAGCCUUGCCAAAGUUUAGAGAUUAUGAUUAUGGAUUGUAUUGAUGAUUUGGUGAUAAGAAAAGAAAUAUUUAUUUAUAAUAAUCAAAACGCGGAAGAUGUUCAAAAAAGCAAGCGAAUUGCUCAACAAUUCGAUGACAGUUCUGAUGAAGAUUACUGUCCAGCUGUUGAAUAUAAAUUAAAUGAGAAAGCAACGGAUUAUUUAAUUUAUCUUAGAAGUGUUUUAAGAUCUUUGGUUGAAGCAUACGCCACAACAGCGUUUACUUUAGAGAAGAUAAUUGGGAGGAGUUUAAUUGAAAAUGAAUUGGUUGGGGAUAUAAUGAGUGAAAUGAAGAAACAAUUAGCGGAUGGUUCACUACUUUAUCCUGAAAGUGUUUCUGUAGACCCUAUUAAAAAUGCAUUAAAACUUUUCCAAAAAUGGGAUAUUUUAGAAUGCCACUCAGAAAAGAGACUUCGGUUAUACUAUUUGAAAGACAGUCAAGACAACGCAACUAGCAUAAACACGUUAUACAAUAGGAUAAAUAAGUUUAAGACGAGCAGUAGUAGCGAAUAAAGAGGUUUAUAACCAAAGUUUUUGUCCUUUAGAUAGAGAUUGAAAUAAUUAUAAUUAUUAUGCUAUUAGUAAAUAGGUGUAUAAUUUAAUAUUUUUGUUCUUGAAAUAGUACUGAACGAUUGAAUUGUUAAUAAAAGACAGAUUCACAUGUGUACAAUUUUAAAAUUCUCGUUUAAAAUGAAUUUGAAAAAGAAAUGUUAAAAUAAUAACGGUGUUUUGUACAUAUAAACAUAUAAAAUAUUAUAACUUCCGUGCUACAUAGCAGUAGCACACGGCCUGCAAUUGCUCAGAAUGUUACAUUAUUUCAGGACAAUUAGUGGUACUGUGAUAAUGGAAAUUAAUUUUUUUUACUCAAAAUUAGCAUAAUAUAAGGCUAUCGAUUAUGAUUGUUUUUAUAUGUGUAAAUACAUUAAAUUUCUUAUGAAACAAAUAUAAUAAAUAAAUCUGUAUAAUAA
Messenger RNA from Onthophagus taurus, 3272 nucleotides. RefSeq names its product glycerol-3-phosphate acyltransferase mino (gene mino). Gene Ontology annotation, biological process: phospholipid biosynthetic process; fatty acid metabolic process; triglyceride biosynthetic process. The record is from RefSeq and is a predicted model, not a curated record. Gene Ontology annotation, molecular function: glycerol-3-phosphate O-acyltransferase activity. Gene Ontology annotation, cellular component: mitochondrial membrane. Lineage: Eukaryota; Metazoa; Arthropoda; Insecta; Coleoptera; Scarabaeidae.